ACGAUAAAAUACGUUUGGAGCAUUUGGAGUGCUCUUGCGUUAUUUUUUCUCGGUUAAUCAAUUAAUUAGUUGGUUGGGGAGGGGUGAGUGACCCCUGGGAUCAUCCGGGAUGAGCAGCGAUGAUGAAACUAUGGGGAUGCUGGAGGAGGACAAGGACAGGACCCAAAUCCGCGAGGAGCUCUCGCAGAUGAGUUUCGAGGAUUUACAAAAAUUGAAGGAGAAACUGGGCUCGAAGGUGUACAACGAGGCAAUUUUCGGUGCGAAACGGGUCAAAAAAACAGACUUCAAACGAGAGAACAAGAACAGACCCCGAGAGAUGUCGGCGAAGAGGCCAGUCUCUCGAUUGAAAGAGGUUGUCCACGUGAAGAGGCACGAGCCGAGGGACCCCAGGUUCGACUCCCUCUGCGGUAAUUUCGACGAGAAAGCCUUCAAGAACUCGUACAGUUUCCUCUUCAAAAUGAAAGAGAACGACCUUAAAGCCCUGAAAAAUGAGUUAAAAACCACUGAGGAUCCGAAGCAAAUAAAGAAGAUCAAGUACUUGAUCCAGAGGAUCGAGAACCAGUUGAAGGAGGAGUCGAGGAAGAAACAGAGGGAGGACCUGAGGAGCGCGGAGAAGAGGGAGAUCGUGGAGGCGAUAAAGAGCGGAGAGAAGCCGAAAUUCAGGAGAAAAUCGGAGAAGAGGAUUGUGAACCUCGUGUCGCAGUAUGAGGAGCUUAAGAGCACGGGAAAGCUGAAGAAACACAUUGAGAGGUUGAGGAAGAAGCGGCUGGGGAAGGACAGAAAGAAGUUUUCACAAACGAACAAUGAUUUUUGAAAUUUUUUGUUCACAAUUUUUUUUGAGGGUCAAAUAGUUUUGAGGGUCGAACGACCCUCGAUGAGGUUCGGGGGUGAAGGUCAAAGGGUCGUGAGGGUCAAACGACUCUUAAGAUCAUUUGACCCUUAAAUUAAUCAAGUAAUGAUUUUUGAGAAUUUCUGUUGACAUUUUUCAGAGAUUUUUAGUUGAGGGUCAAACGACCCUUGAUGAGGUUCGGGGGUGAAGGUCAAAGGGUCGUGGGGGUCAAAUGACCCUUGAUGAGGUUUGGGGGUGAAGGUCAAAGGGUCGUAAGGAUCAAAAUCUUCCUACGGACGUAUGAUUUGAGGAUCAUAUAAUCGUAAAGGUCAAACGACCCUUGAAAACGUGAGGGGUUAAGGGUCAAAUGACCAUUUCAGAUCACCCCAUUUGACCCUCAACCCUAAACCUUCUUAAGGGUCAUUUAAUCCCUAAGAUCCAUAUGUCGACAUCAAUGCUUAUAAAAAAAGAAAUUUCCAACAAAAAAAUAUUUUGUAACAUUUCGCUUCAGUCGAGGGUCAAAUGACCCUCAAUCCAAGGAGAAAAUCAUCAAAACAACUAAAACCUCACAAAAUCGAACUGUAAUCCUCACCAACUGUAAAAACUUUCCCCCCAAAUAAACCGCAAUUACCCAAAUAAAACAGAAAAGUCAAUUUAUUAA
Diachasma alloeum is the source of this 1490-nucleotide messenger RNA. RefSeq names its product ribosomal RNA processing protein 36 homolog. The record is from RefSeq and is a predicted model, not a curated record. NCBI's taxonomy places the organism in Eukaryota, Metazoa, Arthropoda, Insecta, Hymenoptera, Braconidae. The coding region runs from base 110 to 814 and encodes 234 amino acids. Gene Ontology annotation, cellular component: nucleolus; 90S preribosome. The transcript is spliced from 2 exons. Gene Ontology annotation, biological process: maturation of SSU-rRNA from tricistronic rRNA transcript (SSU-rRNA, 5.8S rRNA, LSU-rRNA).